Trematomus bernacchii (emerald rockcod) is the source of this 1721-nucleotide messenger RNA. RefSeq names its product yrdC N(6)-threonylcarbamoyltransferase domain containing (gene yrdc). Gene Ontology annotation, cellular component: cytoplasm. The record is from RefSeq and is a predicted model, not a curated record. The transcript has 6 exons. Gene Ontology annotation, molecular function: tRNA binding; nucleotidyltransferase activity; double-stranded RNA binding. Lineage: Eukaryota; Metazoa; Chordata; Actinopteri; Perciformes; Nototheniidae. The coding region runs from base 87 to 899 and encodes 270 amino acids. Gene Ontology annotation, biological process: regulation of translational fidelity.
GUAACCCGGAAGCACUCUGUUAUUUCAUCAGGCGACAACAUGCUCCCCGGCUGAAAUGAGACAUCCACUGCUGUAGCUUCGCUUUUAUGAGGCCUGUUUGUAACAUCGCUGUUGAAUUAAUCAACUCCAGAGGAGCUCACAGUUCAGCCGCAGCUCUUAGACUCGGAGGAGAGAUGUGUAAAGAGCUGAAGACCAAAGUGCUGCGACUGUUACCGCAGAGCUGCAGCGGGCCGUCUGUCCAUCAGGAGGGCUUCACAGAUGGUGCUGAAGUCCUGAGUUGCACGGUGAAGGCUCUGAAGGAGGGUCAUGUGGUCGCUGUUCCCACAGACACCAUCUAUGGCCUGGCGUGUCUGACCCAGAACUCUGAAGCGGUCAAAAAAAUCUACGACAUCAAAGGACGAAAUGGAAAUAAACCACUGGCCAUCUGCGUCGGAGAAAUCCAGGAUAUCUAUAAGUUCUGUAAAGUGAAGGUGAAGGAGGCGCUGCUAGCCGACCUGCUGCCUGGUCCCGUCACUCUGGUGUUCGAAAGAUCUGAAGUACUCAACACAGAUCUCAACCCCUUUACCUCACUUGUUGGCGUACGUAUCCCAGACCAUGGCUUCAUGAGACGCCUCUGCCAGAUGUGCGCUGAACCACUGGCACUAACCAGCGCCAACAUCAGCUCACACACCAGUACUGUGGAAGUGCAUGAGUUCCAGGAGCUCUGGCCCAAACUCGCAGUGGUGGUGGACGACGGACCAAUAGGAGACCACAGCCGCCUCGGAUCAACAGUGGUGGACCUAUCAGUACUCGGCAAAUACCGCAUCAUCAGACCAGGCUGCGCCCUCUCUUCAACGGUUGAUGUGCUGGAGCACAAAUACGGACUGUCAGAGGACUCGGGGAAGAAUGACCUUGUCUGAACUCUCCACACUCCACAAGCUGAGACGCACAAACAGCGUUGACCCCGGCGGGGGGGGGGGGGGCUUCUCCAGAAUUAUUUUCAUGGUCACAAUCAAAAUGGAUCUUUUGCGGGAAGGACUCAAACUCAGGAAAAACGUGAUGGCAGAUAUUUUUCUGGUGGCUGCUUUAAGGUCUGGAGUAACUUCUCUUCUCUCCAUGAACACAAUUCAUGCCUUGCUUAUUAUGUUGGGGUUUCAGAGUCUCACAUUUCUGGACCAUUCGUUCAGAAAAAGGUCAGUUACAUAGUAUGGGAUUUGAUGGUUGUUCUAUAAAAUAUACACUAUCUUCUUUGUAUUGUCAAAGCUUUGAGGCUAAGAAGAGAAUACAUGAGAUGUAGUUUUUAUUUUAAUAUUUCUAUAAUGAAAGAGGUGUUAAGGCACUUAUUUUAUGGUUUGAAAUAGUCUUUAAUAAAAUAAGGGAUGGGAGAAGUUCUGUGAAUGUCAUGGAUUAUACAUCAAACUUGUUGAGUCUAGAUUUAUUUUGUAUUAACUUAUGAAUCCCCUAUAUUUAUUUGAUCCGCUUGUCAAUCUGACAUUGACAGACUUACACUAUAAUUGGUAUCCUGCUGUUGUAGCUUAAAAUACAUUGCAUUUACCUUGAAAAUACUGUACUAUUUCAUCCUGACUACUGUUGAUUGGCAUGUUGAGCAUAUGGAUAAACAAUAAUACGACUGCCAACUUGCUCAUUUAAAACUUAUUUUUUAGAUUCUCAUCGGCUGACGUUAACUUGUUUUGAUGGAUUGUAAAACCUCGGCAUUGCCACAAUAAAUAUUUUUUGCAGUA